CUUACCUUGAAUUCUUCAGCAGGAUCCUUGAGGUUAUUUUGUAAAACACCACGUCAGAAACAUGUGAAACACUUCUCAGGCAGUGCUUCACUACUUUUCUGCCUGGAGUGAGCCUCACAGGGUGCGUUAUUUCUGAAGAGGUGUCGUUUCAGAAUGAGGGGUGCUGUAGCUCUGCUGGUGUUGCUGUUCUGUCGGUCUGGGGCAUGGGCUCAGGGAGAGAGUGGAGGGGAUAGAGAGAUUUUGGUGGAGAGCCACGGGACUGAAGAUACAGAGUUGACUAGCAAACACACGACCGGCCAGACCAUCACAACGCCUGAUAUCUGGGGUGAGGUAGAAGAGCUUAGAGACAUGGUGGAUAACCUGGGAACCAUGAUUUUGGAGCAGAGAGAGAAGAUGAGGAACAUGGAGAAGAAGAUGGAAAGAAGGUGGAGAGAAAAAUGGCAGAGAGGAUCUGAGGCCAGACUGGAGACUAUGGGGGCCAGACUGAGUGUCAUCGAGAGGGAGGUAGAGGACUUGAAAGAACAGAAUACAGCCAUGGGUACCAGACUGAGUGCCAGUGAAAGGGAGGUGGAGGAGCUGAAGAGAAUGAAUGCAGCCCUGGAGGCCAGAGUGACAGACAGUGAGAAUGGAAACACAGCCUUAGAGGCCAGACUGAAUGCCAGCGAGGGGAUGGUGGAGGAGCUGAGGAGAGUGAAUGCAGCUAAACUCCAUGACAGACCAAAGGUGGCCUUCUCUGCUGGUUUGACUAAUAAUGGAUAUGUAGGACCCUUUAAUAGUAUCACCAUACUAGUAUACAGAAGGGUCAUCACCAACAUCGGCAAGGCCUACAACCCAAAUACAGGUGUCUUCACAGCACCAGUGAGAGGACUCUACUACAUCAGAUUCACUGCCGUGGGUCUCAAGGGUCCACAGUCCAUAGGUGCCUAUAUUUACCACAACGACAAGAGUGUCAUGUUCAAUCACCAGAACAAUGACAACGGACAUAAUAGGUUCUUGUCUAAUGCGUUGACUCUAGAGCUGGAGGCCGGGGAUGUGGUUUACAUGCGUCUCCCAGUAAAUCAGGAGCUCUAUGAUGAAAAGUCGAGUAACUACAGCACCUUCAGUGGCUUCCUGCUCUUCCCUAUGUGAAGGGAGCACUCUGGUGUGAGUUUGAGAUCGAUAAAUAAGACCGAUUAUUUCUAUCAUUGAUGCAAAGCGACUCCUUCACUCCAUCCAGGUUUUUCCUUGUAUUUUUGACAGUGAGAAUUGCAGAGGCAAAGGAAAAUAAGAUCAUAAUAAUCAUAAAAAUGAAUGAUUUAUUUGAUUUGAAAAUGUAAAAGGUUGUUACAUUCAUAUGUUGAUGGACAUGAUAAGAAGUCCAGACCCCUCUUUAACCAGGAACCAAAUCAAAGUGUGAACUGGUAACACAGCAAUGGUGCUUGACCUAGUAGUGGUGUUCAAGGCAGUCUGAGGUUGACAUUAAACAGGCUGUGUCUGGCUCUGCCGCUACCGCCCCACAGUAAGGCCUCCGCAUCAACACUCAACAGCCUCUUCAUCUUUGUCGCUCUUGGUGAACAUAACUCAGAGACAAAAGAUAUCACAUGUGGUGUUCCAAAAGGUUUGGUUUUGGGUCUGGUACUCUUCAGUUUAUACAGUAUAUGUAACCCCUUGGCAGCGUUAUCAGAAAGCACAUAAUUGAUUUUCACUGCUACGCACAGCAACUUUACAUUUCUGUGUCACCAGAGUAUUUGAGCUCCACAGAUAAAUUCUUAGACUGUAUUAGUGAUUUAAAUACUUGGAUGGCUCACAACUUCCUCCAGCUAAAUCAAGACAAGACUGAGGUACUUAUUAUUGGAGCCAAUUAUUACAGAGAAUUUGGCUCACAUUUUAAUUUACAGGCAGUACCAGGUACAAAACCUAGGUGUCAUUUUAUAUUCUGAACUCAACUUCAAAACACACAUUAGGAAUGUGACCAAAAUAGCUUUUUACCACCUGAGGAAUAUUUCCAAGGUGUGGCUGUUUCUCUCUCAGGCUGGUACAGAGAAACUUUUUCCAUGCUUUUAUUACAAGCAGGCUUGACUACUGCAAUGCUCUCCUGUCUGGUCUACCCAAGAAAGCCAUUGGUCAACUGCAAAACAUACAGAAUGCUGCAGCACGGGUACUGACCAAGACCAGACGUAGAGCACACAUUACAUCAGGUUUAAGGUCUCUGUACUGGCUGCCUGUGAGUUUCAGAAUUCAUUUUAACAUUAUUACAUAGAUGUUUAAAUCAAUCAGCAAUUGUGCACCCCAAUACAUGUCAGACAUGCUUUUAAGUUAUGUACCCAGUAAGUCCCUCAGGUCCUCUGUCCCCAAAGCCUAGGACCAAGAAGUAGGGAGAGGCAGCCUUUAGUUAUGUCCCCAACCUCUGGAAUAGCCUGCCAGAGAACCUGAGGGGGGCUGAAACUGUGGACAUCAUUUAAAAGAGAUCUUUUAAGUUUUGCUUUUCCUAAGUGUGCUUUUUAGUUGUUCAGUCUUUGUUAUUCUUUUUUUGAUCCUCUUAUUUCAGUUUUCAUUUUCAUCGCUUUUUAUGAAUUGU
This is a messenger RNA of Salvelinus fontinalis (brook trout), 2557 nucleotides long. Its product is annotated as heavy metal-binding protein HIP-like. The transcript is spliced from 7 exons. Bases 154 to 1128 code for a protein of 324 amino acids. Gene Ontology annotation, molecular function: protein binding. The record is from RefSeq and is a predicted model, not a curated record. Lineage: Eukaryota; Metazoa; Chordata; Actinopteri; Salmoniformes; Salmonidae.